AUGUUUAUCUCUGAAUACAAAGAAGAUGAAUUGAGACAGAUGAGUGUUGUCGAGUUGAAACGACUCAUAUUGGCUGCAGGUGGAAAGGUUAAUGGUUGCUUUGAAAAAGAGGCUUUAGUUGAGACUGCAAUGAAGCUAAAACAAAUAGUACCUGGUGCAGCACAAAACAAUCAAACAGAAUCGUCACCUUUGUCAAAUGGUACAGAACCGAUCAAAUGUUACUAUGAAGCACUGGGUGUCAGUAAAACAGCAACUCCUUCCGAAAUUAGAAGAGCAUAUUGUAGAUUGGUAAUUAAAUUUCAUCCUGAUAAGAAUAGAUAUGAUCAACAAUAUGCAGAGGAGAUGUUUAAGAGAAUUGGUCAGGCAUAUCAUGUGUUGUCAGAUCCAAACAUGAGAAAGCAAUACGAUCAGUUUGGAUUCGAUGGUUUGAAUGGUAAUAUGAUUGAUCCAAUCGAGUUGUUCAGAUUGGUAUUCGGAGGUGAUCGAUUCCUCGAUUUCUUUGGUGAUCUAGCAUUCUACGAGUUGUUUGCACGUGAAGAGACACAGACCGACUCAUCACAAAACAAACGACCAACACCCGAAGAAUUGGAAAGGAAACAACGUAUAAGAGUCGAUAAACUUUGCAAACAACUCAUUAAACUCAUUGAACAAUAUACACCAGAUAACAAAAAGGAAUUCAUUGAAAUGGAAGCAAAACAACAUACAUCUACAUUUGGUUUCGUUCAUGAGAUUUCAGAGAAGACUCAUAGAAUGGGAGAGACGCUCUCUGUGGUGAUGACCGCUUUAAAGUAUCAGAAUCGGUUCGAUACAAUCGAUGAGAAUACACGAUCAUCCGAUAUUUUUCUAAAGGAAAGUCUAAAGAUUCUUUUUAAGGUGGGUCGACUCGAUAUCGAUAGUACUGUGCGUGAAGUCUGUGAGCAAGUUAUGAACAAGAAGAAGGUAGAGUCGAAAGAGAGAAAGCUCAGAGGCGAGGCAAUCAAGCUGAUCGGUCAAAUUUUCGAAAAGAAAGGAAGUGAGUCAAAGAGUAUCAGUCCCGAAGAUAUUUUCUAUUUAUCAACGCCACCACAAUCAUCAUCACAUACAUCAACAUCAACAACAACUUCAACCACUUCAAAGAAAUCAACAAACUUUACAAAUUAUCAAAUUACAGUGAAAUUUAGAAUUGAUAUAUACUUAAUCGAUUUAAUUAUCUAUAAUCAAUCACUAACAGGAUUUACAAACUGUAAUAGUUUAAAUGUAAUUUCAAUUCAAGUUAUAGACGGACAAAUCUUUGGCACAGUUUAUACCAAGACUUUGAAAGAUAACUCAAAUACAGUGAUUAGUGGAAUUAUUAGAGCUGAAUUCGCUCCAGAUUACAACACACCAAAACAAAAGAACUUUAUUGUUCAAACGAAUGAUUAUAGACUUCUUGGAUUUCGAUCAGCCGACAAUACCAAUCCGUUGAGUAACGAUUCGAUAACCAGUUCAUUGUUUCCAAUUGUAAAUGGACCAGAAGACUGUUCCUCUCAAGCCAUUGCCGUAUUUUUAUCAUCACCAAAUAUCUACACUCGUUCAUCUUCAUCGAAAAUAUGUCUUGCCCAGCAAAUAGGAAGUAAUUCAGCAUCUUCAUCGAUGGAAUCUUUUGCUUCAUGGAUGAUGAACAAUCCAGUUCUAAGAUGGCUUGACAUUGGUGGUACCUACUAUACUCUCUAUACUGUUUUUCCAGGUGGUGCCCAAUUAAUGAGCAUAUUGCUGACUCCUUGGUCCUACAACUCCAAUACACAAAUGUAUAAUGCAAACUCUCUUCAAACAGUACAGAGACAGACUACAUUCCCAGGAAAUGAAGAUAUCGGUUUUAUGGUCUAUGACAGGCAACAAAACUUUCUUUAUAUAUCAGCUCGUGGAAAGGUUGUCCAAUAUUCAACUACUGGAUUCUCGGUCCUUAAUAGUUACACACUUGUGAAAACAUCGUCAAUGACAGCAGUAGCUUCCAAUUUUUACCUAUACACCUGUACCACCGAUAGCAAUGGAGCAUACAUCGAAAGAAUCAAUUGUGUUACCAAUCAACACGAUGUUUUCAACCUGACAAGCGAUGCAAGCCUCUGUUUAAAUAUGAACUUUGACACCAGUUACGCUCAACUAUUCAUCUCGAUUGCAGAUAAACAAUCAAAGUUGGCAUUGGCUACCAUUACCAACACAGGAAUAAACCCCAGUGUUGUAAAAAUCUCAGAUGAACAAAUUCAACCUUCAACACUUAAUUCCUACUCUUAUUCAGUUGGUCUCGAUACCGAUUUGCAUAUAGUCAGCGUUGCCUCUUCCUCAGGACAGAUUUACUCAAUGAGUUACAACAAUCUUUGUCCAAACCAAUGUUCAAAUCAUGGUCAAUGUGAUACUGGUUCUCAUUCAAUUCCUAUCAAUCCGCCCCGGCGAGUUUUAUCAAUUUCAUAA
This is a messenger RNA of Heterostelium album PN500, 2427 nucleotides long. RefSeq lists its product as uncharacterized. The record is from RefSeq and is a predicted model, not a curated record. The transcript has 8 exons. Lineage: Eukaryota; Evosea; Eumycetozoa; Acytosteliales; Acytosteliaceae. The coding region runs from base 1 to 2427 and encodes 808 amino acids.